AUGAACGAUAAACAGUUGCUGGGUAUGGAAGAAUGCUCAGAGAGUGCUUAUAAUCGGGGAAGUCGUCAAAGGAUAACGGUACUCGUUGAAUGGAAAACGGCGCCUCAUUUUAAUGAAUUUUUACUGUUGCUUUCAAGUUUUCUGGAAAUUGGCAAUGGUUUGAGAAUUUCUGGCGCUGCCGCAACUAGAAAGCUGCGUCACUUGGGGAUAGCAGAUGGUUACCACGAACAAAAUAGUCGCGUUAUGGCGGUAUCUAGCGAGACUUAUAAUUUAAAGGAGACAAGGACUUCAAUAUUGCAAUUCCAAGAUGACCCACGUGGCUUUGAACUUACCUGUUCUAUUUAA
Enterobius vermicularis (human pinworm) is the source of this 345-nucleotide messenger RNA. The record is from the annotation of a GenBank genome assembly. NCBI's taxonomy places the organism in Eukaryota, Metazoa, Nematoda, Chromadorea, Rhabditida, Oxyuridae.